This is a messenger RNA of Aspergillus ruber CBS 135680, 1379 nucleotides long. RefSeq lists its product as uncharacterized. Lineage: Eukaryota; Fungi; Ascomycota; Eurotiomycetes; Eurotiales; Aspergillaceae. The transcript has a single exon. The record is from RefSeq and is a predicted model, not a curated record. The coding region runs from base 380 to 1192 and encodes 270 amino acids.
CGAAAAAGGAUCGGAUUUGGGGCCAUAGGGGCAUAAGGCUGCUUGUCGACUGCGGCUGCGCCUACGGGUCUUGCCCAUCAUUUCGGUUUUGGUUCUAUUCAGCCCCAAAAAAAGCAUUCACUUCGCUGCUUGUUUCUAAUUUAAACAAUAACUACACGAUGAAGUCAAGGCAUACUCUAGUUUUGAGAUGGAGACUUUGCUUGUCAAAGUAACACAGAUUUGAUGAAAAUGGCCUUGUAUCAGGCGAGGAAAUGCUAUUUAAACAUGUUCAAUGUCCUCACAAUCAGUCUAUACAAUCCAACACAAACACAACUCAAUCAAUCAAUUCAUCAAUUCAUCAUUUCAUCAUACCACAAUCCAUUAAAUAAAGCAAGCCACCAUGGUCGCUUCCAAUUCUCUCCUACUUGUUGCCCUCACGGCUGCCACCGCCUUUGCCAGCCAGCCAACUCCCGGGUCUCAAAUACAAACGCAAUACUUCCAUUAUCAUCAGCCUGCCAUUGAGUCACAUGAAGGCAAAAUUCAGCAAAGAGACCCUGGACGUCUCUCGGGUAGUCUCUUGGAUAGUGAUCUCUCGAAUUUGCGUUCUAACUAUUGUGAUGGUUGUUCCGCCCCACAGUUCGAGCAAGCGAACCCCAAUAACCAAAAGAGGGAACUCCGGUAUCCUCUUAGGAUGGGCGACCGACCGAUUGUUGAGGCAAGACAAUAUGGCUUCGAUGAUGCAAAUCAGUUUCACAACCAGAAACGCCACGUGCCAUACCUUAUGGAAAAGCACGAACCGAGUGAGGAGUUGGUCCAGCCCCAAGAUGGAGCCGAGAACAGCGAUAAGAAAAAGAGGGUGGUGAUGCUUCCACCAGGGUCGCCAGACUAUGAACGGCAAUCGAAGUUCAUUGAAGAGGCAACGAAGGAGGGUUUGGCGAUUGCAAAGAGGGAGCCUAGCCCUGAACCAGAAGAUUUCAACAAGAGAGAGGAUGCUUCUGAGUCUAUCACCAAACCAUCGUGGACUGGAAAUGUCCCUCUUGGCAACAACCCACUCCCACAGAACCUGCCAUCUGAGCAGAAGCAAGGCAAUGAAAAGAGGGAACUCAAGGGGAAACUGGACGACCACAGAGUUCAAUGCUCUGGCAUUCUGGGGGUCUGUGACGAUUAUGGCCCUUCCUGGAGCAUCCUCGAGGACAUCAACAAGAAUCAUUAAACCUGAUGAUGCUCACUCUCGAUUCAUGAAAAUGAAGAUAUGGCUUUGACUCUUUUUCUUUCUUUUGUUUUGUUCUUUUGUUUUGUGAAUAGCAUAGCAUGGAUCGGUUAUUACUUUUAUGCAUUUGUUAUGUGUGUUUUUGGAAUUUGUAUUUUACAAGCGUGUCUGCAAAUGAAUUGAAAUCAUG